CUAUUUUUCAGGUCCGACAGCAAAAGGCUAUGCCCGCAUUCAAAGCAUAGCUCUGACCUCUCAUCCCCACCCUACCUCUUUUUAAUGCCCCCUGGCCUGCCCUUCUCUUACCAUUUUUAUCUCUUCUACACUACUCUCUCUACUUCCACCUCACAAGCCCUCUCUCCCUCUGCUUUCGCACUUUUGAAAACCUAUCCACCACACAAACAAAAGGUUUUUUGACUUCUCAUCGUAGGCUUUCUUCGUGUUCUUCUCUAAGCCCCACGGUCCGAAUCACCGUCCUGAUCAAGAAAUAGUAUCAGAUUCCAGUACAGUUCAAAUUCAUUGUUUCCAAUAGUCUCAGGAGAUUCUUCUUCCUUUUUUUAGGUUUUGGAACUACCAUUCUUGGCACAAAACAGUGCUGGAUUCUAUUAAUUUUUCUUGCUUUUUGACCGGUAGUUGUGCUAUAUAUGUUCCCUUUCUCUUGUGAACGGAGAAAGAGCACUCAACGGGGGGGCUUGGGCCAGUUUCAGGGGUCUUAAGAUGUUAGAGCGUGGCCGAGACUCUGACGGCGAGCUCAGUUUGGAGGCGCCGCUGAAUUCUUCUGGUUAUAGCUCGAUGAGCAGCGAUAGUUGUAGCAGCGUCAGCCGCCUCUCCUUCGAGCUAGUCGUCCCCUCGACUUCUCAUUCCUCCCCCGACAACCUCGCCGUAAAGCCUCACCGCUGCUCCGACUUCGCCUACUCCGCCAUCCGUUCCGCCACCUGUAACAGCCGGACUGGCUGCCUCACGUUACGAGAUUUCCGUAUAAUCCGCCGCAUCGGUGCUGGAGACCUCGGCACUGUCUACCUCUGCUCCCUCCGCGAUCGUGAAGCAUCCGGAGACGAGGAGCUGUGCUUGUACGCGAUGAAGGUGGUGGACAAGGAGGCGUUAGCGAAGAAGAAGAAGGUGCAGAGAGUGGAGAUGGAGAGGAAGAUUCUCAAGAUGCUGGAUCAUCCAUUCUUGCCUACACUCUACGCCGAGUUUGAGGCCUCGCAUUUCUCUUGCAUUGUGAUGGAGUUUUGCUCCGGCGGUGACUUGCAUUCCUUAAGGCACAAGCAGCCACUCAAGCGCUUCUCUCUGAACUCCGCGAGGUUUUAUGCUGCUGAGGUUCUCGUGGCAUUGGAAUACCUCCACAUGCUGGGAAUCAUCUACAGGGACCUAAAGCCCGAGAACGUUUUAGUCAGAUCGGAUGGUCACAUAAUGCUCUCCGACUUUGACCUCUCCCUUUGUUCCGACACCAUCGCUGCCGUUGAAUCCCCGUAUUCUUCCCCGGAUCGAUCUGUCCCGACAACCCCGUCCUACAGCCGCGCCGUAAACACGCCCUUGAUCUCUUGCUUCCCCAAGCAGCUUUUCCUGUCACGCAAGGUCCAAACACUGACCAGCACCCGGCUCUUUGUGGCGGAGCCAGUCAACGCCCGGUCGUGCUCCUUCGUCGGUACCCACGAGUACGUAGCACCGGAGGUCGCCUCCGGUGGGUCCCACGGGAACGCCGUCGACUGGUGGGCUUUCGGCGUCUUCAUCUACGAGAUGAUCUACGGUCGUACGCCCUUCGCGGCUUCAUCGAAUGAGACCACUCUUCGCAGUAUCGUAAAAAAGCCGCUUUCUUUUCCAAACCCCACGCCGUCCGGCGCGCUUGAGUUCCAGGCACGGGACCUCAUAUCGGGGUUGUUGAACAAAGACCCAGUUCAUCGACUCGGGUCGAAGCGCGGAGCCGCCGACUUAAAAAAGCAUCCUUUCUUCGGGAACCUGAACUUCGCUCUCAUACGAUCGCUCGCACCACCGGGAGUCCCCGGGCCGACGAUCAGAAGGCCCAGAAUGAAACCUUUGGGUGACGGGAAUAGGGAUGCAACACAAUCCACGGCGUUCGAGUACUUCUGAGAACAACGGGGGAUUCGAGCCAAACAUGUUUACUAGGUUCGGAAGUUGUGCCAGAUUUUGUCACUGGCCGGUGACAGCACGUGUAUAUUCGAGCUGAUCCUUCUCAUUGACGCAUGGCUACGCGAGCUUUUAUAUAUAUAUAUAUAUAUAUAUUUACGUGUUAAGUACUUGUUAAUAAUAAAUAAUUAACUUAUUAAGAA
This is a messenger RNA of Juglans regia (Persian walnut), 2096 nucleotides long. RefSeq names its product protein kinase PINOID-like. Gene Ontology annotation, cellular component: plasma membrane; cytoplasm; nucleus. The record is from RefSeq and is a predicted model, not a curated record. The coding region runs from base 523 to 1896 and encodes 457 amino acids. The transcript is spliced from 2 exons. Gene Ontology annotation, biological process: protein phosphorylation. NCBI's taxonomy places the organism in Eukaryota, Viridiplantae, Streptophyta, Magnoliopsida, Fagales, Juglandaceae. Gene Ontology annotation, molecular function: protein serine/threonine kinase activity; ATP binding.